Molecule: messenger RNA, 1392 nt
Organism: Cylindrotheca closterium
Lineage: Eukaryota; Bacillariophyta; Bacillariophyceae; Bacillariales; Bacillariaceae
Source: the annotation of a GenBank genome assembly
AUGAGCAAGCAAGAACAGCGUCACUUUUUGGCUCCUCCAUUCACAAGUGCUGUACGACAAUUGAAUUUCAAUCUAAGAGCAGAGGAGGCUAGAUUAGCUGAACCAUCAAAGAUGCUGCCUAUUCCAAGAAAUCGUAAUUUCAGUUCUAUAAGAGAUGACGAAAGAGAUGAUGCAGGUUCGACGGCAAACCCGAGGAUUCGGUCCAGAUGGGAAACCCACCAACCAGACAAGGCAUUUCUUCAUCCAAAUGUCUCAGUGAUGGACCCGGCAAUGGAUCGUUCCCUAGAGUUUAGACAUAGAUACGCAUCAGUCCCGCCAAUGUAUCCAUCAUGGCAGUCUUCUCGAUGGCAUUCACGAGGGAAUAUCGACAUAUAUCGGUAUCAAGAUCGACAACAGCAACGGCCAAUUGGGAUGGUCUCAAUGUCUCAUAACAGACAAAGCGGUUCAAUGAUACCAGAACGACAACGGCCUGCUUUUCCCAGUUCCGAAUCAGAGCGGUAUCGCCCUUCGUACCGCAGUGCUGAAACAGGAAUGAUCUUGCCAACGGCUGAAGCUCCAAGAAACCAUACCCAUGUCGCAAUGACAAAAGCAAUCCCAGGUCCCCGGAAAGCUAUCAUUUCGACAGGCCUUGUAUUGCCACGUGGUCUAGUUUCGCAACCUCCAGCUAGAGAACAAAUACGGGUAGGUAGCACAGUUCGGAAGCGAGCGACUGGAAUCAAUCAGCUUGAUACACCAGCAAAAAAGGCGAAGCCAUCGGAACCUUUAAUAGGCAAAUUUGAUAAGCUUGAUCUCCUAUGCGCAGCAACAUUGGACCUUGGUCCACUUCAAGAGAAUCCCACCGGAUGUUCUUGCCCAAAGAGCAAGUGCAUUGCUCUUUACUGCGAUUGCUUUAAAGCUGGUAGACGAUGCAGCCAAAGCUGCACUUGCCUUGACUGCAAGAAUACGGUGGAACAAAGCGGACCAAAUGGUGCCCGUUCGAAGUCAAUCCUUGCGAGAAAUCCACGAGCAUUUACCAACGCCGGAAAAAGCAAUCCCCAGAAGCUGAAUCCGGGCGACCAAGGUUGGUGCAACUGUGUUCGAUCACGUUGCUUGAAGCUCUACUGUACUUGCUUUCAGAGCGGUAAGACAUGCGAUCCUUCACUUUGCACAUGCGUUGGAUGCCUGAACAUUGGAAAAGACCCAACUGGGGCACGCAAAUAUGCCAUUCAAAUGACACUCGAGAAGAGACCCGAUGCAUUUCGUCAAAAGAAGAAGACAAAAGAGGUCGGAGCAGGAUGCGCAUGCAAAAAUAAUAGAUGCAUCCGCAAGUACUGCGAGUGCUUUCGCACAGAGCGAAAAUGCACCAAGAUUUGCUCUUGUAAAGAUUGCCAAAACCAAAUUGGUGUUUUGUAA